UCAGAACCGUUAAUCAUGAUGUUUGAUAGGAAAUUAUACAAUACAGAAAUACACCUUGAAGUAUAUUAAAUCUUCACAAUCAAAAUUUAAUGUUACCAACCUUUUAAUGUUGAUAAUGCAAAACAGGAAACUACAAACAAAUGGAUUUAUCUACAAAACUAAAAUGGUGAAAUUUGAGUGUUUUCAAUAAUGAUUGCAUAGUUCAGUUUUAUGGAAGUUGGAUUAUAGUUAUUUCACAAAACAUGGAGUACCUACAGUUCGACAAAAUUGUGACAUCUCCAGACUCUUCCGAUCCAUCUUUCGAUGACGAUUUUCCUCUUAUGUCCGACGAUAGCCAAGAGGAUUCUUCCUCCCAAGAAGGAUCCAUACAUACAUCACAGCAGAAAGGUAAGAGGAAAAAGGACAGCCCAUUUCACCAGAUUCAGCAGAGAGAAGCAGCAAAUCUACGCGAGAGAAAACGCAUGCAGUCCAUCAAUGAAGCGUUUGAAGGUCUGAGAGCUCAUAUUCCGACACUACCUUACGAGAAAAGAUUGUCCAAAGUGGACACACUGAGACUUGCUAUAGGUUACAUUGGCUUUCUGUCGGAACUCGUCAAGUCCAACGCUGGAACCGCCAAUUCCAACCAGACCGCGUACAAAGAGAAACACCGCAAGGUCAUCAUAAACUGUCAUUAUACCACGCGAGCAGACGACAUCGCACGUGGCUGGCUCCCUCUGGCGGGUCACUCUUUGUCGUGGCGGGAUGAGAAGAACCCGGGCCUCGGGCCAAACCGGACAAUGUUUGCCAAGACUUGGGUACCAGAAGAUCCCACGAAGCACAAAUCCAAGCAGGAGCUCUAUAGUGAAGACGUUGUCCAGGCCGACUCCACCAUCAGCCUGUAGCUGUGAGGAAAAAAGAUCAACAUUUCAAGUCACUCAACUCAGUCCUCAGCCCAAACCCUUUAAGAAAAGAGCAUAAAUUUGAGGUAAAAAUUAGACAUGAGGCUGAGUAUUGACUUGAGGAAAGUUAGUGACGGCUGGGCCUAGGUUCAGUAGGGUGAUAAAUUUUUCUCAGUUAUCUCUUAGUGCAAUGUUUUGAGAUAUAAAUUUACAGCCAGACUUUCAUCGAAAAAUUUACAUUUUUUUAAAUGUUAUGCACCAUUUACCACAGCUUAUGGUCUUCAAGCAAGAUCGCAAAAAUCUUCACAAUUCUACUUCAAUUUUUAAACUCAAACCGGACAUCACUGUCAUCAUUGUUUUAAAACUACUACACUCAUUUCUCAACUCAAAUAAUCAAAUUUGAGGGAUAAUUAAAACGAGAAACAUUGACAACUGCGGGGCCUGUUUUAUAUGCAUGUACAUGUAUAUCAUAUAAUAUUUGAUUUUUAUAUGAUGUGUUAUUGUAUGUGUUAAAAUUAUUUUAUAUUUGGUUAGGUGAACAUCACAGUAAGACUGUCCUUUUUAUGAAAGAAAAUUUUAUGUUAAUUUAAGAUACAUUGUAUUUUUAUUUAUCAAGUAAAAUUUAAAAUGAUAUGUUCUAUGAUUUUUGUAACAUAUUGCCUUAAUGUACGAUGAACAUAGCUAUAUUUGUCUUUCAUUAUUGUUUUCUAGUCAUGCAACUAUUAUUUUUAAUUUAUUCACUUUAUUUCAAGGUAAAUAGUUUACAUUCU
Magallana angulata is the source of this 1648-nucleotide messenger RNA. RefSeq names its product pancreas transcription factor 1 subunit alpha-like. Lineage: Eukaryota; Metazoa; Mollusca; Bivalvia; Ostreida; Ostreidae. The record is from RefSeq and is a predicted model, not a curated record. The transcript has 2 exons. The coding region runs from base 243 to 881 and encodes 212 amino acids. Gene Ontology annotation, molecular function: protein dimerization activity; RNA polymerase II transcription regulatory region sequence-specific DNA binding; DNA-binding transcription factor activity, RNA polymerase II-specific. Gene Ontology annotation, biological process: regulation of transcription by RNA polymerase II; developmental process.